Rhopilema esculentum is the source of this 3693-nucleotide messenger RNA. RefSeq lists its product as uncharacterized. The record is from RefSeq and is a predicted model, not a curated record. NCBI's taxonomy places the organism in Eukaryota, Metazoa, Cnidaria, Scyphozoa, Rhizostomeae, Rhizostomatidae. Gene Ontology annotation, molecular function: ADP binding; protein binding.
AAUGGCUACCAAAUGGCUACCAAAAAAUGGUCCGUUUUCGAUAAUAACUUAACUGCUCAGUUUAACUUGCGAUUUAUUAUAGAUAAUGAACAAGAUUUUAUCUUUCCCGAAACAACAACAGUCAAUUGCAAAAAAAUUUGUCAAAAAAAACCAGGCGGCAUAAAGAAAUGGAUGCUACCAAGGACAUAAUUUCGGUUUUUAUGCCACCAUUUGAGGGUUAUUGUCAAAAAAUACUAUCAUUUGAGGGUAUUUUUUCUAAAAUUCUAGCGUUGACCCUCUUUGACCCUGGCUGGAGGAUCCUGUUAGGCUAUAAUGGAAGUAUCCCCCGGGAUUGGAACACUGAGAUCUGCGACGACGUCACUAAAUGGGAUAGAUUUUCAAAGCUGAAAUCACAUGAAGACAUGGCCGAAAGAAGCAUCAAGGAAGAUGAUGGUGAAAAUAUCGUUCUGGAGAAGUUUUCAACAAUUCAAAUAGCAGAAAAUGCUCUGGCCAACAUAGAUAUACGCAAUGGUGCUGUAGCAAUUGGCAAUAAUGCAAAAAUUAUCAUCAAGCAAGAAAGUAUUGAUGCACCACGAAACAUCUGGUGGAAAGUGCAAAGUCCUGUUUCCUCUUUCUCAGGAAGAACAAGAGAAAUAGAAUUGUUGCAUAAAAUGUUGACCAAAGAUGGUUGCAACAACAAUACUGUUUCAUUACAGCCAUUUGUGGUUAUUGUCGGAUUAGGUGGAAUUGGAAAAACUGAGCUAGUAAAGAUGUAUUCGCAUUUGAGAGGACCAAAUUAUUUCGCAAACAAUGUGAUAUGGAUAACAUCGGAUGAUCAAAUGUCACUGUCAAACUCAUUCGUAAACUUAGCUCAAUAUCUAGGGUUUAAGGUUAGCGGUCAAUCUUUAUCUGUCACAGUGGCAAACGUAUAUGAUUAUUUUAAAAAAAGAAAAGCUUUAUUUAUUUUUGACAAUGCAGAAACUUUAGAAGAUAUACGUCCAUUUCUUCCUCAAGUCAGUCCAAUAGAAAUGAAGCCUUGUAUCUUAAUAACGUCGCGUAAUCAAGAAUGGGGAAAUGACGCAGGCAAACUUAUGCUGGAUGUGCUUGAAGAGUAUGAGGCUGUUUCUAUGGUAAUGAGUUCCCUCCAAACUGUGAUUGAAAUUACCACUGAAGAAGCUAAACAGCUUGCAGGGGAGUUGCAGAGUUUGCCACUAGCUCUUCAACAAGCUGUAGCAUACAUUAAAAAGUUCAACAAGCGGAGAAGAUUUACUGUUCAUGAUUAUAUCAAAGCCUUCCAAGCAAAGACAAAAGAUGUUCUUGGUUUCAAAAUCCAAGGCAGCGACUACACAAAAACUGUACUUGUGACUUGGGAGAUGUCCUUUGAUAAGAUUAGAGAAGGCGAAUCCAGCUCACUCGCUUCGCGUUUGAUUGGCAUUAUGGCCUACCUACAUGCAGACGAUAUUCCUUUUGAUAUGUUUUUAGAGUUGACUUCUGGUGAUAAAGAUUUGCUAUGGGACAGCUUUGAUGUCUUGCUGCAAUAUUCAUUGAUAAAAUCAUCUACGAGGCAGGAAAAGGGCAGCGAGGAAGUUCAAACACUCUUUCACAUUCAUCGUCUUGUCCAGAAAGUGAUUCAGCUAACACUUGAAUCUACUGAUGUAGAGAAAAACAUCGAGAAUUCAUUACGUUUGAUACAGGAGUUGGUACUUGGUGGAUAUAGCAAUUAUAAGAAUGAUAAACUUUACAAAUAUCAUGCUAUGCAGUUAUGGAGGCACGGGAGGGAAAAAGAGCCACUGAGAAAUAAAUUUUGUUUUUUACCUGUAAAGGUUUCUGAUGCACUUCUAUAUCAAGGCAGAUAUUUUGAGAGUCUUGACUAUGUAUGCGAGGAAUAUUUUUAUUUGGAGGAGAAUUUAGGCCCCGGUCAUCAUGCAACUCUGGCCCUGGUUUUCAAUAAAGCCCGAUCACUACAUUGCAUUGGGAAACAUAGAGAGGCAUUGCCAGUCUACAACGAAGCGAUCACUAGAUACACAUCAACAAUAGGAGAAUUACAUUGUGAUACACUAGCAGCAAAGAUCGAUCUUGGAUUUCUUCAUAUCGAUCUAGAGGAGCCCGAGAUUGCCUUGAGUAUAUUUCAAGAUGUUUAUGAAAAGAAGCUACAGUUGGAAAACGCGAAAAUUGUCUGCACCGAUGGAAUUGAACUCUACAAAUAUCGAGAUGUCUACACCGCCCUUUAUGGUAUCGGUCAUGCAUUACAACUCUUAGAGCGGUAUGAAGAGGCAGAGAAGCUCUAUGCCAAAUUUUAUGAGCAGCGUAGGAUUACCGACGGAGAAGACCAUCCAAGGCGUCUUCAUGCUGGCAAUAAGUUGGCCGAAGUUCUUAUCAAGCAAAAGAGACACAGUGAAGCGCAGAACCUACUGAAGGAUAUCUACGAAAGGCAGUUGUCAAAACUAGACGAUACACAUCCACAUUGUAUGUCGACAUUGGCAAAUAUUGUUGAGUGCAUGAAAAUCAACGAAGAAUUCGAGGAAGCUGCCAUUAUACUAAAUGAUCUGUAUCUUAAAAGAUGUAAAGUACUUGGUGCUGAUCACAAAGAUACUUUGAAAAUUUCAAAUAUGAUGAAGAAAUUGAAGACGGUUGGUGAAUCUAAUUAAAUUGGCAGGCAUAUUGCUUGCACUAAAGUUUUUUUUCGAAAGAUUUUGAUACUUAUUAUUGUCAUAAAAUAUUGCUUAAUGUAAUGCGUAAUGUAACGUAAACUAUGUUUAAUGUAAUCGUCAUUGGGUAACUAUGUAUUUCCAUGCUCCCUGUCACAUCGCCUUGUAGUAUGUUUGUUUAUAAAACGUUACGAGAAUAUGAAAAUAGAUAUGAGAAAAUAUUAUCGUCAAAUAAUUCAAUUAAACUUUGGCUUGAAUGAACUCCUAUUAUUGGUAGGAAUAAACCCCUUACAAAUAUGACGUGUUCUUCCAUAAAAAAACUGUUACAAGUACUGCCAAAAUGGAAAAUACAUUGAUUUUUAGUUAGCUUACUCAGCAAUAUAUGAUUUUUUAAAGAACAGUCAUUCCGAUGAAUUUGAUUUGGCCUUAGUAAAUUGACUUGAACAUUUUAUCGAACAUGGUUGAUUUUCUUUAAUUUGAUAUUGAAUUAUGUUAAGCUUAAAGAAUGCAGCCAUUGAGUGAAAGAAUUAAAUCGAUAAUAAGAAUGAUAAAGGAGAUUAUGAAACGUCAUGAAAGGUACUUUCUUGGUAUUCUUCAAUGAGAAACUGCUGUAAGUACUGCAAUUUCAUGCAAAAUGUUGUAAAGUUUGAAGAAUGCAGUCUUGAAGUAGCUAGAUAAUCUAAGUUAAUCCUAAAACCAGUCUUUUCACUUUUUAUCGCAAUACUGCCUCCCUUUUCAAUGUAAUUGCAGUUUACCCAUGCAGUAAAAGAAUUAGAUUCGAUAAUAAAAGGACAUGGGAUAUUAUGAAACGUCAUGAAAGGUACUUUCUUGGUAUUAAAGUUUACGUAUAUCCAUCGAGAGAUUUGCAGUAGGUAUUUUUUAGUCAUUAACAUGGCUAGAGGGUUAAUGCUCCGUUUUAUCGUUGAUGGUGUGUAUUUCUUUCUUUGAGUAUGUAUUUAUAGCAAGUUGCCGUUUUAACAUCUAUCAUUUUAACGGAUGUAGACUUACGACUUAUAGAAUGUUUAUUUUUUAGACUUAAAAGAGUGUUUUAAAUCACUGAAUAUGA